Molecule: messenger RNA, 8147 nt
Organism: Mercenaria mercenaria
Lineage: Eukaryota; Metazoa; Mollusca; Bivalvia; Venerida; Veneridae
Product: E3 ubiquitin-protein ligase rnf168-like
Exons: 8
Coding region: 57-2552 (831 amino acids)
Biological process (GO): double-strand break repair
Cellular component (GO): site of double-strand break; nucleus
Molecular function (GO): metal ion binding; ubiquitin-protein transferase activity; nucleosome binding
Source: RefSeq, a predicted model, not a curated record
CUUCCGGUUUUAAAAAGUCAACAAAACUGAUUAAUUAAAAAAAAAUCUGAUGAAAAAUGAAGUUAGAGGACAAUAUUUGUCCAAUAUGUUUGUAUAUUUUUAUCCAGCCCGUCACGAUGCCAUGUGAGCACGAGCUUUGCUUGUCUUGUUUCAAACAGAACGUCGAAGAGGCCAACUUUUGUUGCCCGAUGUGCAGGACUAGGAUAUCAACCUGGGCGAGACGAGCAGCUAGAACAAAGAAACUCGUGAACAAUGAGAGAUGGGAGGAAAUUCAGAAGAACUUCCCUGAACAAAUACGUAAAAGACAGGAGGGGGAGGAAGAGGAAGAUCCUGAGAUGAAUGCAUUAAACAUUUCAAUAAAGUUGGCUGAGCCAGGAGAAAUCAGGAAUGAGUAUGAGCAGCAACUGAAAAAGUUGCAAGAACAGCGUGCGGAGGAGAGGAGACGAGAGCAGGAGGCAAGCGAGAGGCUGAUUCAAGAGAUACAAGAGGAGGAAAAGAAACGACAAGAGGAAUUGAAAACCCUACAAGAACGUGAUGAGGAACUUGCAAAACAACUCUCACAGAUUGUGAGUCCGGAAGCACAAGCAGAGGUAAGGACACGGUCAGCUGCCAGUAAUCCUAAAGACUCAAGGCCAGCAAGCACAAUGGAAAAUUUCCUUGGUAAAUUAGACGAAGAUGAUGCAGAAUGCCUUAGUCCAGCCAGAAGCCCCUAUCCUUACCCUUGUUUGACACCAAUCAGCAGUGGGGCUGGUAAACUAUGUGUAGAUAGGGACAAAGUUAAGCAAAUGGAAGAUACGUUCCUAAAGAGGAAAAUAAAGAAAGACAAGAAUUUGAUAACUACUUCAGAUAUUGAGAAGUUGGAAGAGACUUUUACGAGAAAUUGCAGGUCCAAGACAGCAUCAGCAACGGAAAUUGCAAUACCAGAGAUAUUACAGACUGGUACUAAAGCUACAGCAUCCCCUACCCUAACAAAUACAAUGAGCUCAGCCAGCCUACACAAGAGUGAAAUCCUGGACCAGAUGUCCAAGGAAGUGUGCAUCAACCUUGUAGAUGAUGAGAGCAGUAACAGUAACUUGAUCAGCAUAGAAAGCUCACCUCAUAGUGAAAUAAAAGAGCAAAAUAUAGAGCAAGAUCCAUUCUUGAGGAGCAUCAGUUCUCACAGCAUUGAUAGUAUAUCUCAAGAACUGAAUCAUUUUCGACCUAUACGUUCCUGUCCUCUUACUCCACCCCGUCGUCUUCCCAGUGGCAAGGUCGUCGAGCCGAAACUGAUACGGACCACUCCGCGGAAUUUGAGUGGAUCAGGAUUUACCUCCCCUGUGGAGACCAACAUGUCAGAUAUAGAUGCAGGGAGUCCGGUGAUGCAGAGACGGUUGAGUCAGUUAGCGGAUGAAAGGAAAGAUCAGGUUGAGAGAAUGAGCAAAUCAACAAGUACAGGAGUGGUUACCUCCCCUGAUGAGAAUCUUAAUCCAGAGAAGAAAAAGUCAGCAGCAGGAAAUCAACUCACGUUCUCCCAUCUUAGUAGCCGCAGUGUUGAACUUAAAGAUAUUUCGAACUCGCCUUCAACUACGCAUGAUUCCCAUCCUUCAAGGAAAUUGAUAAUUCCAUUAGAGCCGGACUUGGCCGAAAAUGACUGGCUAGGAUCGACUGGCAGCUUUUCUCCAGUAAAAAUUGAAAGAGUAACACCUGUACAACUAAGUGAAAGUGCCAGGAAAAGGUCAUCAAAAUUGUCUCGGAACCGGGCAGCAAAAAAGUCAAAGGUACGUUACACAGCAGAGGGACCUCAGCCGUCGUUGAUGAACUGGAUGAAGAAAACUGACCCUCUCUGUAUUGACGAAGAUGGGAACAGCGACGAUAUAGUGAGUAAAAGACUUGAUGAGGUUGAUGGUGAGAAAAAACUGCUCGAGAAAAAGCCAGUAAGAAUAACGGGUACAUCAGCAUUGGAUGAAUAUCUAGCAAAUGGUGCAGCUAGCAACUAUAGCCCAAGGUCUAGACGAAAUCAUAGAAUGUACAAAGAUCCAGAUUUUGUAUAUGAAAGUUCAGUUAUGGUUAGGAAUUAUGAUAAAACAGAAGAAAACGAGUCUAAUAAUGGCAGUGAUGAUUUUAGCUUUUCAAAAAACACAACAAAACGAAAGUUAUCUUCAUCAGACUCUUGUUCUUCAUCUCCGAAGAAAAAGUCCAGAACUAAAAAUAGAGAUGAGGAUGAAAUACUUAGAAGAAAAGUAGGUCUUAAAAAACCAAAACAACCUGUGAAAUCUAGGAAACUAGCUAAGAGUGGUUGUGUUACGCAGAAACCUAAAGCUGUACGAACUAUGCAUGACUUCUUUUGUAACCUAAAUAAUAAUAGUGUAGAUGAACCUCGGUCAGAUGAAGAGUCGGAUCAGGACGAAAAAGAGUUAGAUCAGGAAGAAAAAGACAGAUUGCUUGCAUUGGAACUACAGAAACAGUUCGAGUUGGAAGCGAAAUUGAAUCUAAGUGUGCUUCGAUUUAAGGGGACAUCGGAAGAGUAUUCCCUUAGGAAAAAUAGAAAAGUUAAAGAAGUUGCAGAUGCAUAAAGUUGUCUACACGUUUUAAGAGGUUUUUGAUGAUUACAUGUAGUUUUUUUUUUUUUUUAAUUUAUGUAUGCAUAUAAACUUAUUUAACCUUUAGCCUGCUGGCGGCGAAUAUUUCAGCCUUUGCGACCAGUGCAGACCAAGAUCAGCCUGCACAUCCGUGCAGUCUGAUCAUGGUCUGCACUGUUCGCUAUUCAGUUAGUAAAUUUUCAGUGAACACCCCUUAGAAUAAUAAAUGGUAUUGCCCAAACUGAAUGAUGGAACAGUCCAUUUUAGAAAUUUAGCAGGCUAAGGGUUAAUGUCUUUACUGUUCUCUUAAGACUGACGGGUCCCUUAUAUAGUUGUAAGAAAAGGAUCAAAUAACUGAAUGUAUUCUUGUUAAGAUAAAACUUUUUAAAGCUCUCUUGUGUGGAAUGGAAAUGAUUUUUAGUUCGUUUUUUCGAAGAAAAAGUAGAGUUAUUGCAUGCCUGCCAGUGUGAAAUUUUUUUUGGUACAAAGGUUUUGAUAAAGUCAGAUAUCUCUGUUACUUUUCGAGUGUGCUGUCUGACAGCUCUUGUUGAAACCUGUUCUAAUGCAAGUGUAUAGGUUAGUUUUUAAUUCCCUAAAAAUGGAAGUUUUAUAUACUUUUAUUAAGGUUUGGGGAUUCUCAGGACUUGCUGAGGACCUGUGGUCAUCAACGUUUAAAUAUUGUUUGCAUUGACAUGGAUUUAGAAUUGCUGAUUAAAUAUAGAAAUAAAGAAAAUAUUUACUUUGCCAUAACUUUGUCUGAAGCUGCUUAAAUUAUUUCAAACCAUCAAGAAGAUUCCUUGCAGUCUAUUUAUAUUUGACAAAGCUUUAGCAAUAUAAAAAUUUUCAUUUUUAAUUAAUUUUUAGCCUACUGGCGGCGACUGAUUCUGCCUUUGCGACCAGUUUAGACCAAGAUCUACCUGCAUGGCUGUGCAGACUGAUCACGUUCUGCACUGUCUGCUAUUCAGUCAGUGAAUUUUUAGCGAAUACCCCUUCCAGCCAUAAAUGCUAUUGCCCAAAUUGAAUGAUGGACCAGUCCAUUUUAGAAAUUUAGGUAACAGUUAACAGUUAAAGAUUCAGACUUUAAUCGUUCAUGAAUAUGAGCCCUGGGUAUUUUCUGGACUAACCAAGAUGUUAGCCUUUUAAAUUGACAAAAUUUAUCUUUUUGAAUUUAUGGAAAGAAUUUUUUAAUUAAGUUAGAUGAAUUCCUAUAUUUUUAGAUAAUUCUUAUAUAUGGUAAUUCACUUUUACACAAAAUACAGACUACUUUGUUUUAUGUAAGUGCAAAAUGAGUUUUAUAUUUUUCUGUUACAAAAUCAAUAUAGAAAAUUUUAGCUUAGUCACAAACUGUAGAAAUUAGUGGAAGAUGGAGAUUCGGAAAUUAUUUAUUCAUUAAUUUGUAUGUUAUACACUUGGAAACAUUAAAAGUCUCAGAAGUAAGCUCACAGACCCAUACAUUUUAUUGGUGGAAAAUAUAUAAAAUUGUAACUUUGUGAGAUUUUUAUAAUAAUCUAUAACCAGAAAACGAUUUUGUUAGGGUAUUCAGUCAGCCAUUUUGGAAUUCAGGCUUUUAUAUCUGUAAAAUUUCAAAUUUGACUUUAUUUAACAACAGAUUGUUAUACAAAUAUCAGGAUGUUUUAGUAAGCAUGAAAGCAGCAUUUCUAUUUACUUUUAUAAAUUUUGCAGAAAAAAAGUCCAGAAUAUUGCAAGUGAAAUUUACAAUUUUGGACAUAUAAUCAACAUUUUUAAAGAUCUUUAAUUAAUAAAUUAAGAAUUAAGAAAAUCUUACUACCACCCUUAGAUUAAGUUAGAGAUCUUGUAAAUAAGGUAUAAGUAAUGUCUGGAUCUGGCAAAAUAAAGCUGAAAUUCAUGGAAAUCUCUGUUAGGAUUUUGUUGAUCAAAGAGUUGUUACCGGUAUUACUCUGUAACUAGCAUUAUAUUUUAAGCAGAUAGAACAUUUGGGCAUUAAACUGUGAAAUAUUUUAUAUGUAUUUGUUCGUAUUAUGAUUUUCUCUGUGUUUCUUUGUGGUGUGUAAAUUUGCCAUUAUAAUGAUUUACUGGUACAUCAGUUUUAAAAUUACUUGAAGAGUAAUUAACCCUCACCCUGCUCAAUUUCUACAAUGGAAAUGUUUAUCUUGCAAUUUUAUCACUACCAUUAACUAAUAAAAGGGGUACUUACCAAAACAAUACUGACUGAAUGGCGAAAAGUGUAGAUCAUAAUUAGGCUGCAGGCUGAUCAUGAUCUACACUGGUCGGAAGGGCAGAAUCCAUCAUGUCCAGAAUGAUAAGGGUGAAAAUCUGUUUAAAACAGAGCACACAAAAUGUUAAAGUUUUAUGUUAAUCAACUACAGUGUUUUGAAUCUGUCUUUAACCUUUAGCCUGCUAACAGCAAGUGGUUUUUGCCUUUGUGACUACUGCAGACCAAAAUCAGUCUGCACAUCUGUGCAGGCUAAACAUGGUUUGCACUGAUAGCUAUUCAGUCAGUAAAUUUUCAGUGAACACCCCUUUGCAUAAGAAAUGGUACUACCCAACUUGAUUGAUAGACCAGUCCAUUUUAGAAGUUUUGCAGAAAAAAGGUUAAAGUGUUAAGAUUUAACCAUGGAUGAACUUUUAUUAUUUCAUGUUUUCUUUUUCAGAUCAUUUAUUGAAAUUUAAUGGUGACAUAUAUUUCAAAUGUUCACUGUUUCAAUCAGUGAGAUUAUCAUUUUAUACUUUUCACUGUCAAUGGAACUACACUUGAAACCGAAAGAAUAUAAAUUAUAAUUACUCAGAAGUUCUCACCAAAAAGUACAUUCAUAAAGAUAUAGAGGAUAUUUGUUUGUUUCAGUGUAAGAUUGAAAUACAUGAUGCAAUAGGUUCAUUAGUGGCAUAGCCAAAAGUGUACUUGUAAGAUACAGUGUUCAUGAAUGAAAGAUAUUUUGAUCUUGCAUGUAAAGCAAACUCGUUUUAAUUCAUGUUUUGACUAAAUUUACCCAUUUGAUAUUUUUUUACCAAUGAAACUUGCAUUUGAUAUUUUUCAUUGUGAUAAUUGUUAUAAACAGAAGUUUAUAAAUACCUACAAAAACAUAAAGGUAUGGUCCACACUACUGUAAAAUCAUUUAAUUUCGUGGUUUUGAUCAAAUCGGCAAUUUCGUGGGGAUAUGAAUUCUUGGAUUUCAACUUUUGAACAUAAAUUGAAUGGGAAUUUUACUUGUUUGAUGGGAUUAAAUUUCCUGGAUUGACUUAACCACGAAAUCCAUGAAAAUUAGUCUCCCCUGAAUAUUAAUGAUUUCACAGUAUAUUGAAAUGUAAAAGAGAUCUAAAAAAUAAGAUAUGAAGAAUUAUUUCAAUUUGUUUUGUAUUAACAUUAUGACGUCACGGUUCUGCUUGUGAUUUUGCCAAGUGCGUGUGACAUCGCUUGGGUAAAAUUGAAAUAAUUUGGUUAAAACAUUGAAAAGACAUGAAAUAAAAAAGAAAAUUUAUUGGUUGUACAUGAAAGAACAAAAUAUCUUUCACACAUGAGCAUCAGGACCAAUUUAUCUAUAAAAUAGUCAUAUGUGGUUCUGAUAUAGAUGAAAAAGUCAACAAUGAAGACUCAUAAAGGGCAAAAACAAGCAAUUAACAUAACAGACUUAGCUAAGCAAUUAGUUAAGUUUUAUCGUGAAAUUCGGAGCCCGAUUUUCAAAUUUCACUCGUGGCUGUGUUAUGAAUAUGCUACAUCUAAUGCUCACUAAAAGAAACAUAUUUGAGCCGCACCAUGAGAAAACUAACAUAGUGCAUUUGCGAUCAGUAUGGAUCCAGACCAGCCUGUGCAUCCGCUCAGGAUCCAUGCUGUUUGCUUACGGUUUCUCUAAUUGCAAUAGGCUUUGAAAGCGAACAGCAUGGAUCCUGACCAGACUGCGUGGAUGCGCAGGCUAGUCUGGAUCCAUACUGAUCGCAAAUGCACUAUGUUGGGUUUCCCAUGAUGCGUCUCAUUUAUAUCUUGCACCUAAACAAACAAAUAUCCGACUAUAUCAUGUUGCAGAAAUUAGCCCCGAGGGGGAAACUUUUCUAAGAACAUAUAUUGCCUAGUAGUUGGUCUUGUUUAUGUUUCAUUUAAAUUAAAGCGUUAAUAAUGACUAGAGAAAAUUCUCUACUUAGUGUGAAAUGAGUAACUCUUACCAUGCUGGGCACAAUUGGUUUGCCUUUUGACCAGUGAAGGUCAUGUUCAGCCUACACUUCCGUGCAGUCUGAUCAUAAUCUGCACUGUUGGGUAUUCAGCCAGUAUCAUUUUGAUUAGCACCUCUUUUAACUGUUAAUGGUACUGUCCAAAUUGAAAGAUGGAAGUUCAUUAAAAAUUUUUAGCAGUGUUAUAUUCGAGGGGUACUAUUUUUUUUUGAUUUCGUUGAAUCAAUUCACGAAAUGAAACCCCAAAAAUACGCAGAUUUUAUAUUAAUCUUUUUCUUAAGAUUUGAAAUCUACGAAUUCGUUUUCUCUCAGAAUAAUACCCAUUUUUGUCAAAAGCACAACAUUUAAUGCUCAUGAAAUCAAUUGAUUUGACAGUUUAAGGAAUAAAUUGUUGCUUUGUCAUACUUGAUUGAUAGAAGUAGGCUUGGAUGCUGAAUUUGAAAGCAAAGCAUUUCAUAUACGUAAGAAACUAAAUAUUGAUGAAUAAUAACAUGAAUGAAUGAUUUUUGAAUUUUCCAGACUUGUUUGCAGUCACCUUAGAUAUUUAUUUAGAAAAUAAUUUUGUAUUGAAUAUGAAAGUGUUGAUAUUUUUACUUUGUAAAUGAUAGAAUGAAGAAGUUUGCAGUAUCUGAUAAAACCAUUUGUUUGAUAGAUUUAUUUCAUGAAAUGAAACAAUAUAUCUCAAACAGUGAUUUGUCAUUGAGUAAAAUCAUUUUUUUUAAGUGUUCAGAUUUAAAGGAAUUAUAUCACCCUCGUGAUAUAGUAUAGACAUCCGAACAAUGAUUUUAUUCAAUUGAAAUACAUUUUUAACACAAUAAUUUCAAGGGUUAUUAUGUACACUUUUGAUUACAUAACCAAAUAUUUGCUUUUUUGUGUAGUUUUAUUUUACAGCUCAUAAUUUAAAUUAUGACAUUUGACGCUGAGACGAAAUAAUUACGACAUACAGAAAGUGAUUUUGUUGCGUAACAACACACAGUUUCAGCAUUCUUCAUUUAUAGGAAAACAGAUCUGGUCAUGUUAGAAGAAUCUUUAACUGGUUUUCAAAUACAGUGUAAUCAAUAAUAAUUACUGUUUGAACAGACAAAGCAAAGAUUUCCAUUUAGACAACAAACUUUGCUGUAAUUGUCUACCGUUGAUUUGGAUAGUUUUAACUGAAUAACUGGGAUGUCAGUGCUUUCAAAAUGCCUGGGUUGUCAGUUACAUUUUCUUAGGAACUAACUCUUACAGUUUCCAUCUAAAUGAUAUUAAACUUGGUAUAAAUCUUGAACCUGUUUCCUCAUCAAUUUUAGAAAGUUGUUUGUGCCAUUGUUUAGUCUUCUAAAUUAUAUUCUGCGAAUCGGAUAUAUACAUUAAUAUAUACAUGAUAUUAGAGUGAUUGUCUUAGACUAGAGUCCUUUUAUGUUUUACUAUUUUCAUACCUGCAAUAAAAUAUUGUUAAGUGUUGAA